CACUUAAAAGAGCCGGCUCAAUGAACCGACUCGUUCUGAACCGACACAUCACUACGCUUUACGGUCGGAGCUCGUUCUUACAGCACCUCAUCGAGAUAUCUCUUAUUCUGUUGUGAAUCUUUCCAGAGACUGAAGAUGAUCGAGGUGGUUUGCAAUGAUCGCCUGGGCAAGAAAGUCCGGGUCAAGUGCAACUCUGAGGACACCAUUGGAGAUCUAAAGAAGCUCAUUGCUGCCCAGACAGGAACACGAUUUGACAAGAUUGUAUUAAAGAAAUGGUAUACCAUAUUCAAGGACCACGUGUCUCUGGGUGACUAUGAAAUCCAUGAUGGGAUGAACCUGGAGCUGUACUACCAGUAGACCAGAGGAGGACCAAAAGUUAAUGCCACACAGAUGACCUUCUUCCUCGUUACACACAAGGCCUAUGGAAAGGAGGCUUGGUCACGGGCGGACAUGGGUCUUGGGGUAUAACACAUUCGCAGUGUAACUGAAGCUGCGGUCGUGCGUUGCGAUUGGCUCAAUUUCAGUGAGUGCAGACCAGAUUUCACUGCGCAUGUGUUAUAGCCCCGAAGAUAUGACGCGUUGAUGACGCGUGACCCAGCCUCCUUUCCAUUGUUCUUGGUUACACACACACACACACACACACACACACACACACACACACAUACACAGAUGGGAUCGUUCGCAGGAAACCACCAUGAUCAGACGACACAACUAAAAGAGAGAAGGAGCAGAAAACACACAGACAUAGAUCUCAGUUUUAGCAUAUGAUUUUUUAUUUUUUUCCCCCACUAAUUGUGUGAAAGACAUGUUGUUGUUGUUGUUCUACAGUUUUUGUUUUGAUAUUUUGGAAAUAAAGCAGAUAUUUACCUACUCACAAGGCUG
Molecule: messenger RNA, 882 nt
Organism: Sebastes umbrosus (honeycomb rockfish)
Lineage: Eukaryota; Metazoa; Chordata; Actinopteri; Perciformes; Sebastidae
Gene: ubl5
Product: ubiquitin like 5
Exons: 5
Coding region: 136-357 (73 amino acids)
Biological process (GO): protein modification process; mRNA splicing, via spliceosome
Cellular component (GO): cytoplasm; nucleus
Molecular function (GO): protein tag activity; protein binding
Source: RefSeq, a predicted model, not a curated record